UACUGCUCGUCCUGUCAUUUUUGCCUUCUUUACUUGCUUCAUGGGUUUACCUUGCGUUAGCAGUAAGUUUCCAAAGCUCACUCAUUUUAUGACCUUUCAAAACCUUUUUCCGGGCAACCUCGUAAAAGAAUUCAUCCUCUUUUUGCAAUUCUCGUACCUGUCCCUUCUCAGGCAACUCUUCUUCUUCAGAGAUGGCGAGGAUAUUCGGCCAUCUCCAUCAUUGGUGCCCGUCCCCUUCCACCUCAUAGGCGAAUCCAUCAAGAGGCAUCUUCCUUCAGUUCAAUAUGGAGAUAUUCUCAAAAGAAGAGGAAUUUGUAUAGCCAAGGAAUAUAUCUGCGUUGUGUGCAUGAAUUCCAUAGAGGCCAACGACGGCGUUAGAGAGCUCUGCAAUUGCUGCCACGUUUUCCACAAGGAGUGCCUUGAUGUUUGGAUUGGUCAGGGCCAGGCAACAUGUCCUUUGUGCAGAGCCAAGCUAUUUCCAUUAAUCCAAGGAGAAGAGCUUGGAACAUUGGGAGGUGAUCCAUGGAGAAUGGAGAGAAUGGUUUACUUGUUUGGUGAGGAUUAUGUAAUGGGUACUUCUUGAUUUUGAUAUCUUAGAUGAGCGUUAAUGACACCAUCCCAACUUCUUGUUGUUCUUCCUUUCUAGGCAGGAAAUGAUGAUUACUCCGUUGUUUCUCUGAUAUAUUCUAGACAUAGUAAAAGCUUUUUGUCAAAUAUGU
Juglans regia (Persian walnut) is the source of this 719-nucleotide messenger RNA. RefSeq names its product RING-H2 finger protein ATL39-like. Bases 41 to 583 code for a protein of 180 amino acids. The transcript has a single exon. Gene Ontology annotation, molecular function: ubiquitin protein ligase activity. Gene Ontology annotation, biological process: protein ubiquitination. The record is from RefSeq and is a predicted model, not a curated record. NCBI's taxonomy places the organism in Eukaryota, Viridiplantae, Streptophyta, Magnoliopsida, Fagales, Juglandaceae.